AUGAAAUUACUAACCAUUUAUCUGAGUUUCAUCUUCUUUGGCUUCACGUACGCCAGUGGAGGAUAUGUGCGACACAAGAAAGGUGACUACAUUGGUAUGGCAUGCACGACAGCUCUUGUGGCCACUUUCUGUAAGGUAAAAAAGGGCAAUUGCGCCUGUACCGAUAUUAAUGCCUUAGGUUCCUACGUUUACUGUGGAUACCAAGAGGCCCAGAGCGAGAAAGACUCUAAAGCUUUUGAAGAUUACCUCAUUGAAUCCUGCGAUGGAAUGACCAGGGCCAAGAUGGAAGCCGCGUAUGAAAAUGUCACAAAUUAUCUAGUUGACUCAAGCACAGUGCAUGGCUUCAACAAAACUCAGGUGAUCAACUACCCCAUCUACUAUAAUAAAAAAACAUUCAAGUACGCAUAUGCUUCAAACAGAGAUAGAUGGCAGAAUUUCGACCGUGCUGUCGCCUGGGGAGGUGGAUUAAUGGGAUUCUGGGCUUUAUUGGUGCUCUUUGGAGGUGUCGAUCACUGGUUCUCGAGAUUCUUCCCAACUUUCUCAAUGAGAAUUAAAAGUUCGGUAGGCUGGUGGAGCGGUAUACGUCUGCUAAGAAAAUAUAUCACCUUGCCAGCUCUAUUGAAUAACAAACAUAUGACCAGGAACUUCAUGCAGGGUGUGAUUCCUACAAGACUGGAGACUAUUGUGCUUUGUCUCUUUUUCUGUUUGGUUGUCAUAAGUGAAGCUACUAAUAUCCAUUUCUUGCCAAACGAUACUAUCUGGGCAGACAAAAGAAUUCAGUUGAGUAGAUAUGUUGGUGAUAGAAGCGCUGUGAUCACGAUUUUUCUGAUGGUGCCCACGUAUUUGUUCGCAGGCCGUAACAAUUUCCUACUAUGGAUCACCGGUUGGAAACAAUCGACCUUCUACACUUACCACAAGUGGUUAGCUCGUACGACGAUCUUCUCUGCGUUCACACAUACCAUAGCUAUGUUGAUGAACUCCAUAUGGUUCAACAAGAUUCAUACCAGAAAAGAUACAGCUUGGUGGAGAUGGGGUUCAGUGGCAAUGGUUUGUGGAGGAAUAAUGUUUUUCCAAUCUAUGGCUUUCUUAAGAACGGCUUGUUACGAGCUUUUCCUAUACAUCCAUAUUCUCAUGGCAGUUUUCUUCCUCUGUGGAGCUUGGAUACAUUUAGAAUCCUUUUCGUAUGGCCAAUGGGCUUACGCUGCAGCUGCUUUUUGGUGUUUUGACCGAUUCAUGAGAAUAGCGAGAAUUGCCUCCAUGGGAAUCAAGACUGCUCAAGCGACGAUUGUCUCUGAUGAAAUACUGGUGCUCACCAUGCCUCAUGAUUUCAAAUUGAAGAAACCUACACCUGGUUCAUUCGGGUAUAUUCAUUUCUGUAAGAGCUGGCUUUUCUUCCAAUCACACCCCUUCACGGUCCUGAAGGACGAAGAUGGUACGAUUAAGUUCUUAAUAAGGAUCAAGAACGGUGUGACCAGACGCCUUUACUCCAGACUGUUGAAUGAGCCAGAUAAUUCCUGCCAGAUCAAAGUGGCAAUCGAAGGUUUUUACGGAGAAUACAAACCUGCGUUUGCCUACGAUCAAGUGAUAAUGGUUGCUGGUGGUAACGGUAUUCCAGGUCUCUAUGAAUACAUUUCCGACAUUCAUCAAAAGAAGCUUGCGGGCAACAGCAAGACCAAAUUUAUCAAACUUUACUGGGUCAUUAGAAACUGGCAUAGUUUGGAUUGGUUUGUUGACGAAUUGAAAGCGCUUCAAAAAUACGAUUUCAUCGAAACUGUUAUUUAUGUGACCAAGUAUCACGACGGUAAGAUUGGUUCAAGAUUCGACACUAACAGUACCACCGAGUCUUUAUCAGAGGGUGACAGCAAACACGAUGAGAAACUUGAUGACAACGAGAAGGUGAAUAGUAUAGACACUUACCCAUGGUUAGAACCUAUCGUUCGUGAGUUACCUCAUGUUAUUUUCAAAGACGCAAGGCCCAACCUACCUCAAUUACUACGCCAGGAUAUAGAAGAAAGUGGAGGCCAAGACAAUAUUGCAGUCAUGACCUGUGCCCACAAUGCCAUGUGUGACGACGUGAGAAAGACCAUCGCGCACGAAGCUGGAGAGCCCAGAGGUGGCAGAAUCGAACUCUUCGAGUUGCUACAGACUUGGUAA
Messenger RNA from Torulaspora delbrueckii, 2154 nucleotides. RefSeq names its product ferric reductase family protein. Gene Ontology annotation, biological process: iron ion transport; intracellular iron ion homeostasis; copper ion import. NCBI's taxonomy places the organism in Eukaryota, Fungi, Ascomycota, Saccharomycetes, Saccharomycetales, Saccharomycetaceae. The transcript has a single exon. Bases 1 to 2154 code for a protein of 717 amino acids. Gene Ontology annotation, cellular component: plasma membrane. The record is from RefSeq and is a predicted model, not a curated record. Gene Ontology annotation, molecular function: ferric-chelate reductase activity.